This is a messenger RNA of Coccomyxa subellipsoidea C-169, 651 nucleotides long. Its product is annotated as P-loop containing nucleoside triphosphate hydrolase protein. Bases 1 to 651 code for a protein of 216 amino acids. Gene Ontology annotation, molecular function: ATP hydrolysis activity; ATP binding. Lineage: Eukaryota; Viridiplantae; Chlorophyta; Trebouxiophyceae; Coccomyxaceae. The transcript has 4 exons. The record is from RefSeq and is a predicted model, not a curated record.
AUGUCUGCCACGUUGGAGGUACACGAUCUGAAGCGUGUCAUAGGGGAUCGCACCAUCUUGACAGACAUCAGCUUCAGCGUACGUGCCGGAGAAAAACUCUUCAUCAGGGGACCUAGUGGCGUCGGCAAGAGCUUGCUCCUCCGUGCGCUUGCCUACCUCGAUCCUAUACAGGGUGGCACCCUCUUCCUGGACGGCAAAGCACCAGAGCAAAUUGGCGUGCCGCAGUGGCGGACACAAGUCACCUACGUGCCGCAGUCUCGCACGCAGCAGAAGGGCACACCUUCAGAGCUGUACUUUGCAGCCCAGCAAUUCAAGGCACAGCGAGGACGGCCCAGAGGGGACCUUCCAGCGCUUGUGGCAGAGCUUGGCUUGGAACAGAGCGUGCUCAACCAGCCCUGGAUUGAGCUCUCGGGCGGACAGGCACAGCGGGUGACAUUGGCGAUCUGCAUAGCGCUGAAGCCCACCUUCCUGCUACUGGACGAGCCGACAUCAGCGCUGGACCACGACUCAGCGCUGGCGGCUGAGCGCGUGCUGACAUCAUCCGGCUGCGGCCUGAUCUGGAUCACCCACGAGGACGCCCAGCCCCUGCGCGUCGGCGGCCGCGUCCUGCAGCUGCCCCUGGGCACAGAGGUAGUUACAUACCCUAAAUAG